Daldinia caldariorum is the source of this 4600-nucleotide messenger RNA. Its product is annotated as DNA-dependent RNA polymerase II beta subunit. The record is from RefSeq and is a predicted model, not a curated record. Gene Ontology annotation, cellular component: RNA polymerase II, core complex. Gene Ontology annotation, biological process: DNA-templated transcription. The transcript has 4 exons. Gene Ontology annotation, molecular function: DNA binding; ribonucleoside binding; DNA-directed RNA polymerase activity. NCBI's taxonomy places the organism in Eukaryota, Fungi, Ascomycota, Sordariomycetes, Xylariales, Hypoxylaceae. The coding region runs from base 518 to 4297 and encodes 1259 amino acids.
ACUCGGGCUGCGCGUUACGGGUGUGGGCACAUAUCUUUCUUCUGCUUGGUCAGCCUCAAAGCUUUGAGAUUGAGAGUCUCAAACCAAAAACAUCAUCUAUCCUCUCCAUCACAAUACCCCCCCGAACUUGACAAAACAUCAGGUUUUGUCGGUGUAGAAGGACUGUGCGUGGUCGGAAACCAACACGCGCACCUUUCGCCUUCACCUCUUUUUGUCCUCGACCUCGAUAUCGACGAACGCUGCUGUUCUUCCGGUACCUGUUCUUUUGCGAGUACUUUUCAUCACAUUCUGGCAGCUUUUCUAAUAUCUUGGACCCCUCAUAUUUCCAUAAUCAAGUUUUGCGCAUUUUUUCUUGUUUUUUUUUUUCUCUUAAGCUUCGAUAUCCUCAACCUAAUUACGAAGCUGUUUCACGAUUACAGUUCGCCACGCGUCGCGCCAUUCCUCGUAAAACCGAACAUCGCACCUCAACUUCGAUUUCAAUACCUAUAGACAUUCGGAUAGAGCUAGAUUUGGCAUCAUGGCGGACUACGACGAAGGCUACGAAUACGAGGAGGAGUAUGCCGAUGAUAAUAGUAUCACCCCCGAAGAUUGCUGGACGGUUAUCGGCUCUUACUUCAAGAGGAAGGGCCUAGUUUCGCAGCAGAUUGAUUCUUUCAACGAUUUUCAGGAGACCACCAUUCAAGAACUAAUCGAAGAGUAUUCGCAAAUCAGCGUCGACGAACCUAGUCCCCCUUCCGGCGAUGGCCGAACCGUGGCUCUUCGUCGGUACGACCUCAAACUUGGCCAUGUAACAAUCGCCCGCCCCGUCGCCAUGGAAAGCGACAAUACGUCAGGCCCUCUCCUGCCUUACGAAUGCAGGGACCGGAAUAUGACGUAUGCGGCGCCCAUCUAUGUCAAGGUCGACAGCAAGGUAACCGCCUGCAUCGAACAAGAUAUUCCUCUCCACGAGAUGGAUGAGGAGCAGCAGGCGGAGGCCCAAGCUACCGGAAAGCAUCCGACCCGCUUGAUUUGGGAGGAGGAAGAAAACGUAUUGGACAUGCCUGCCGCCGGUCAAGGCAAGACUAGCGAUCAAGUCUUCAUCGGCAAACUUCCCAUCAUGGUGAAGUCUAAGGCGUGCCAUCUGAGCAACGAGUCCGACGACGAAUUGUUCCUGCUGAACGAGUGCCCUUACGACCAAGGUGGCUACUUUAUCAUCAAUGGUAGCGAAAAGGUUCUCAUCGCCCAGGAGCGAUCCGCUGCCAACAUCGUCCAGGUCUUCAAAAAGGCCCAGCCGAGUCCAUUUUCUUACACGGCCGAGAUCAGAAGCGCUCUCGAAAAAGGCUCACGGCUUAUCUCGUCACUUAUGUUGAAACUAUAUACUAAGGGCGACGCCUCCAGAGGAGGAUACGGAGAGACGAUCCACACUACUCUCCCCUUCGUUCGAGCCGACCUACCCAUCGCUAUCGUAUUUAGAGCUCUAGGUGUCGUCAGCGACGAGGAAAUCCUAAAUCACAUCUGUUACGAUCGCAAUGACAGCCAGAUGCUCGAGAAGCUGCGGCCUUGUAUCGAAGAGGCGUUUUGCAUUCAGGAUCGCGAGGUCGCGUUAGACUAUAUCGGAAAGCGUGGAAGACAAUCUCACAAUGUGGCCCGUGAUCGUCGUAUAAGAGCGGCGAAGGACAUUUUGCAGAAAGAAAUGCUUCCUCACAUCUCUCAAACAGAAGGUUGCGAAACCAGGAAGGCUUUCUUCCUCGGUUAUAUGGUCCAUAAGCUUCUCCAAUGUGCCCUCGGCCGACGCGACACCGACGACCGUGAUCAUUUUGGAAAAAAGCGUCUCGACCUCGCAGGUCCUCUCCUCGCAAAACUAUUCCGCAACAUAGUACGACGGUUAGUUCAGGAGAUUACGUCCCACCUCCGGCGCUGCAUCGACCAGAACAGGCGUUUCCAGAUCGAGCUCGCCGCUAAACCCGCCAUCGUGACUAACGGUUUGAAAUACUCUCUCGCCACAGGAAACUGGGGUGAUCAGAAGAAAGCGAUGAGUUCUACGGCCGGCGUGUCGCAAGUGUUGAACCGAUAUACUUUCGCUUCGACCCUUUCCCAUCUGAGGCGAACAAACACGCCUAUCGGAAGAGAUGGAAAGCUCGCGAAGCCUCGACAGCUUCACAACACCCAUUGGGGUCUGGUCUGUCCGGCCGAAACGCCCGAAGGCCAGGCUUGCGGGUUGGUAAAAAACUUAUCGCUCAUGUGCUCCAUCAGCGUGGGUACGUCGACGGAUCCUAUCGUAGACUACAUGAUUACUAGAAAUAUGGAAGUCUUGGAGGAAUACGAACCGAUGCGGUACCCCAACGCCACCAAGAUCUUCCUAAACGGUUCUUGGAUCGGUGUUCACCAGGAUCCCAAGUCUCUCGUGAGAGAUGUGCAGCAGCUUCGUCGGGCCAACCAGAUUCCCUCCGAAGUCUCACUGGUACGCGAUAUCCGUGAUCGUGAGUUCAAGAUCUUUUCGGAUGCCGGUCGUGUCAUGCGGCCCUUAUUCGUGGUGCAGCAAGAGGAUGAUCCCGAGGCUGGCACCACGAAGGGCUCGCUUGCUCUCACCAAAGAGAUGAUCCAGAGAUUGGAGGCGAGCGCCGAUCUGGAGCAGACGAGCGAGGGAUACUUCGGCUGGCAAGCUCUUGUUAAUGAAGGUGUUAUCGAGUAUCUUGACGCGGAAGAAGAAGAGACGGCCAUGAUUUGCAUGACACCCGAAGACUUGGAAACUUAUCGCAUGUCUAAGCUGGGAUAUGACGUGUCUCAGGAUAACGGAGACGAGAUUAACAAGCGACUUAAGACUAAGUUGAAUCCCACGACGCAUAUGUAUACGCAUUGUGAGAUCCAUCCUAGUAUGCUCCUAGGUAUUUGCGCGAGCAUCAUUCCGUUCCCCGACCAUAACCAGUCCCCUAGAAAUACGUACCAAUCGGCUAUGGGCAAACAAGCCAUGGGAUUUUAUCUCACCAACUACAGCCGCCGUAUGGACACUAUGGCGAACAUCCUCUACUAUCCUCAAAAGCCGCUUGGUACUACCCGUUCUAUGGAAUUUUUAAAGUUUAGAGAACUUCCUGCGGGUCAGAACGCCAUCGUCGCCAUCGCCUGUUAUUCCGGAUACAACCAAGAAGAUUCGGUCAUUAUGAACCAGAGCAGCAUCGACCGAGGUCUCUUCCGAAGUCUGUUUUUCCGAUCUUACAGCGACUGCGAGAAGCGAGUGGGUAUCAACACGGUAGAGACGUUUGAGAAGCCAUUCCGAGCGGACACGUUACGGCUCAAGCAGGGCACGUACGACAAGCUCGACGAUGAUGGAAUAGUCGCUCCUGGUGUUAGAGUCUUGGGAGAAGAUAUCAUCAUCGGAAAAACAUCGCCCAUCAACCCCGAUAACGAAGAGAUGGGUCAGCGCACCAAGGUGCACGUCAAGCGUGACGCGUCCACUCCCCUUCGUAGUACCGAGACCGGUAUUAUUGAUUCCGUCAUCCUCACUACGAAUCCGGACGGUCUACGCUACGUCAAAGUGCGAGUUCGUACCACGAAGAUCCCUCAGAUCGGAGACAAGUUCGCUUCCCGCCACGGACAAAAGGGAACCAUCGGUGUCACGUACCGCCAGGAGGAUAUGCCCUUUACCCGCGAAGGAAUCGUCCCGGAUAUCAUCAUCAAUCCUCACGCUAUCCCGUCGCGAAUGACGAUUGCUCACUUGAUCGAGUGUCUGCUUAGUAAAGUCUCCACCCUUAAGGGAAUGGAGGGAGACGCUACGCCGUUCACCGACGUCACUGUUGAUUCAGUAUCGAGCCUUCUACGCGAGCACGGAUACCAAUCCCGCGGUUUCGAGAUCAUGUACCACGGUCACACCGGACGCAAGCUACGAGCCCAGGUCUUUUUCGGCCCCACGUAUUACCAGCGUCUCAGGCACAUGGUGGACGACAAGAUCCACGCUCGCGCGCGAGGUCCCGUGCAGAUUAUGACCCGACAACCCGUCGAAGGUCGUGCUAGGGAUGGAGGUCUCCGUUUCGGAGAAAUGGAACGUGACUGUAUGAUAGCCCACGGUGCCGCCUCCUUCCUGAAGGAACGUCUAUUCGAAGUCUCGGACGCUUUCAGAGUCCACGUCUGCGAGAUUUGCGGUCUGAUGACCCCAAUUGCCAUAUUAAGCAAGGGUUCAUUCGAGUGUCGCCCAUGCAAGAACAAGACCAAGAUUGCGCAGGUCCACAUCCCGUACGCCGCUAAGCUUCUCUUCCAGGAGCUUCAAGCUAUGAACAUCGGAACUCGUUUGUUCACCGAUCGUUCCGGUGCUAGCAUCCGUUAAGGAUGAUAAACUUGUGAAGCCGGGAGGGGGGGUUAGUUAAUGAGGGAGGAUCUUGGCGGGAUGGAGGAUGACGAUUGGGUCAGUAUUCUGCCCGCAUAUAAAAAGCAUAGGGCCGGCGUUGUCUUCUUGUCUCUUGUUCUUAAUCUCAGUGUAUUCAGCCGAAAUUCGUAACUGAAGGUUUGCACUUGGGCGUCAGAGGUUGCAGGUUUGGUGUUAUUACGAUCAGAUGCCCCCCAAAAAAUAUUAAUCUAUGUAGUGAAUUCGUGCCGUUAUGAAUACAAGAAUGAGUUUGCUAACCACGGU